Messenger RNA from Impatiens glandulifera, 740 nucleotides. RefSeq names its product thioredoxin F2, chloroplastic-like. The transcript is spliced from 3 exons. Bases 75 to 599 code for a protein of 174 amino acids. The record is from RefSeq and is a predicted model, not a curated record. Lineage: Eukaryota; Viridiplantae; Streptophyta; Magnoliopsida; Ericales; Balsaminaceae.
CCAUUAAACCUCUCAUUCCCUCUCCUUCCAAAUUCCACCACAAAAUUUCUCUCUCUACCUUCAUUCCACCAUCCAUGGCUCUUCAGUUACGCGUACCUUUGAAUCCUACCUCCACCAUUCAAUCACCUCCUUCAUGGAGACUCAAGUAUGGAACUAUCAGCCAAACCGAUGACAAUCGGCCUGUAUCAAAGAUAUCAAGAGGUCUCACCGGCGGCGGUAAUCGGAUCGUUAAAGUUCGAUCCAGCAUUGAUACAGCUUUUCCGACGGUAGGACAAGUCACAGAAGUCGAUAAAGACACUUUCUGGCCUUUAGUAAAAGCUUCCGGCGAUAAAACCGUCGUUCUUGAUAUGUACACUCAAUGGUGUGGACCUUGUAAGAUUAUAGCACCGAAAUUUAAAGAGUUAUCUGAGAAGCAUCUUGAUGUUGUGUUCAUGAAACUUGAUUGUAACAAUGAAAACAGGGCAUUGGCGAAAGAACUUGGAAUUAGAGUGGUUCCUACAUUCAAAAUUCUGAAGAACAGUAAGGUUGUGAAAGAAGUUACUGGUGCAAAAUUGGAUGAUUUAGUUGCUGCAAUUGAGAUAGUAAGAUCAUCCAGCUAGUUGUAUGAUAUGAUAGAUAAAUAUGUAAUCUAUUGUUGUUGUUGAUGAUGACAGUUAAUCUAUGAUCAAUCCUACCAUGAUUAAUUUAUGGUUUUGUUGUAUUUGUAAAUUGAAAUUAUAAUUGGAGAAUUUCAAUUUGAA